AAGGCGAAGGUGCCUCGGUGAAUGCGGCUGGACGUCGGCAACCUGUGUUCAGAGACGACACCUGGUUCGGUUUUCAACGAGGGACGAGGACACGGCGACGGCGGGGGCGGCCAUACUCAAACAACCGCCGAGCGAAGUGCGCGGCACAUCGCAGAAAUGAGACGAUAAUAAACCACGUUUGGAUCUAUCGGCGAAACGUACGGGUAGACGGUAACGGGUGCGAGUGGCUCCGUCGAGACCGUGGUCGAGACAGUUGGGGAACGAGUUCAGGGAGGAAGUGAAAAAACGGAAGCGCGAAGGGAACGGGCAGACGAAUCGAGGCGCAGAGAACAUUAUGAGCGCAAAGACGGACGUGAACAGGCGGGUCUUAGCGAUUCAGGCGAAGAAAAAGAGGCACAAGCCUAGCAAGCGAAAAGGGAAGAGCAGUGCUCAGGACGAGACGGAAACAUCGGCAGCUCAGUGCUCGAAGGCGCCGGCUACUCAACAGGGACAGGGAUCGGGUUUCUAUCAGGAUUCUGCUCAGAGUCCAUAUUCCGGCGACAAUGGGAACAGCUCUAGUAACGAAACAAUGGAGGAUGGCGACGAGUAUAUCAGCGGGGACGAGGAGCAAGAAGAUAGCAGUGAUUAUUGUAAAGGAGGAUAUCACCCUGUUAAAAUAGGAGACUUAUUCUUAAACAGAUAUCAUGUAACUCGCAAACUUGGUUGGGGUCACUUCUCGACGGUCUGGCUCUGUUGGGACAUGCAGGACAAACGAUUCGUGGCCCUUAAAGUGGUAAAGUCCGCAUCUCAUUUUACUGAGACCGCGUUGGACGAAAUUAAAUUGUUAAAAGAUGUGCGCGACACGGAUCCCGUUGAUCCGAAGCGUAAUAAAACCGUCCAGUUACUCAAUGACUUCAAGAUCAGCGGCAUUAAUGGCCUGCACGUGUGCAUGGUUUUCGAAGUACUCGGACAUAAUCUUCUUAAAUUGAUUAUCAAAUCCAACUACAGAGGAAUUCCAAGAAAUAAUGUUAAGCGUAUCAUCAGACAAGUUCUCGAAGGUCUCGAUUAUCUACAUAAUAAAUGUAAAAUUAUUCAUACUGAUAUUAAACCUGAAAACGUUCUUGUUUGCGUCGACGAAGCGUACAUAAGAAAAUUAGCUUGCGAGGCAACAGAGUUGCACUCGCUUGGAAUGAAAUUACCGACGUCUUUAAUCUCGACCGCGCCGAAAGAAUUCCAAGAGCCCGCCCCUAAUUCUAAGAUGUCGAAAAACAAAAAGAAAAAACUGAAAAAGAAAGCGAAACGCCAGAACGAACUGCUGAAGAGGCAAAUGGAACAAAUCGAGGAGUUGGAGGAGCAGGAUAAACUCGCGAACAGCACACGAGCGAACGGGGAAUUGGAGACGAACAGCCCUGAUCAAGAUAUCAAUACGGAAAGCAUAGAGGACAACACGGAGAGCAAAGAGUCGCCCGAUAUUUCAGAACCAUCCGCACCGUCAUUGCACAUAAAUGGUGUAGAUAGUUUAGGAGGCGGGGAAAAAGUAGAGAAUCAAUUACCUCAACAAUCCGAAAAGAUGGAGAACGCAAACUCGUGCGACGUGGAAAAAAGUUGCGGCGAGGGUGUGCAUUCGCCCGAUCGCGAGGACACGGACGAAUGUAGCGAAGGUCGUAAUUUACAUCCACCCGAGAGUAAACAAUUGAAAAGAGCGUCGGUGAUUCCUCUAGAUCCUGCCUUAGUGGACUGCGAGGUCGAAGUAAAGAUAGCAGACCUCGGGAACGCGUGUUGGGUUAAUAAAAAAUUCACAGACGACAUUCAAACUCGUCAAUACAGAUCGUUAGAAGUGUUGUUAGGAUCUGGAUACGAUACAUCAGCGGAUAUAUGGUCUACCGCCUGUAUGGCAUUUGAAUUAGCGACUGGUGAUUAUUUGUUCGAGCCACACAGCGGCAAUUAUUAUUGCAGAGACGAAGAUCAUUUAGCACAUAUAAUCGAGUUGCUUGGCGAGAUACCGAGACACAUUGCCCUAUCUGGGAAAAAUUCGAAAAUGUACUUCAACAAGAAGGGCGAGCUGAAACGAAUUACUGGUUUGAAACCUUGGGGACUGUACGAGGUGCUUACGGAAAAAUAUGACUGGUCACCAAGGGAAGCGCGCGAGUUUGAAGAGUUCCUAACUCCGAUGCUCGAGUUCGAUCCGAGUAUGCGAGCUACAGCAGCAGAGUGCCUGAAGCAUCCUUGGCUACAAAUCAAAAAGUGAUCACGUUUUUUUAUCGUUUUAUCUUUAAAUUCCUCAACUUUACACUUCUACCAUCCUGAUGUAAUUAUAAGUCGAGAGUGUGGCAAGAGGGGACGACUGACAGUGGUCAGAUCAUUUCGCGUUCUACAUACGUUUUAUUCCCGCGUGACAAGUGCAUUAUUACCGAACACGCACAUUAUCAGAUUAUUUAAUAUUUAACUUAAUGUAAUUGUAGGAUGCAAAAUUGUCACUAGUACAUAUAUUUUUAAUCUUUUUUUAAUUACUGAUAUUUCUUUUCGUUAAUGCUCGUUUCUACGCGAUCUAAACGAAGUAAAACUGUUUUAAUUGGAAUAUUAAUUUGCUACAUUCCAUCGAAAUUCCAACAAUUACAUAUAAAAACGACUGCGGCUUUCGAUUGUAACACUCUCGACGGUGGCUGCCUACUUGUGUAUUUAUACAUCUGUUAGAUCAUAUUCCUCAUUUAGUAAUGGUAUCUUAAAUUAAAAUUUUCGUAGUUUACCGUAUUAUUUUACACGGUCAUCGUUAUGCUGUUCUUUACAUUAAUCGUCAAUUAAUUUAUCGACCAUCCCAAGAGUCAUGGAACCUACUCAUAAUGAACAUUUGAAAAGGGCAGGCCCAUUGUUAAACUAUAACGAACACUGAAACUUUCAUUCAAAUACAUUUACUUUCUCCAUUGACAAAAUUCUCGUCUGCUGGCAGGUCUCUUCUUUCUCUGUGAUUUCUUCUCGUGCUUAAUUGAUGUUCAGGUCGAAUAUAAUUAAUCGUUAUAUUAAUAUUGAUUAAAUACUCAUAGCGCGCACACGCCGGAACGUGUGAGUGAGAAACUGAACCUUUGUACAAAUUUGAUCCUCAUUGUAAUUAAGAGUUGGUCGCCAGAUUCUUGGUAAAAACACUUAACAACGAUUCGGAAUAAGACAGUGCAUAAUUGAAACUUGUAGGUAGUAACGAACAUGCUUAUAAUAAAUAAAAACUUACGAUUGUAAAGACUUUCGUAAUGAAAUUAUUGUUACAAAAGCAAUGUAGACACUGUCGAAUUUCGAAUGGCAAGCAUUCAACGAUUAUACAUAAUUUUCGUUCAGUUUUAUUUAUUACACACUGAGAAGCGUAACACAUGUAAUCGUAUACGCGUCGUCGCAAACGGAGACGACGUUUCUUACAUCAUGACUGACGUCUCGUUAGAAACGUUAGGUUAAUCAUAAUAAGUUCUGCGCGACCUUCUUCACUUCGAGCUGUUGACUGAUUAUUAAGCUCUCUGCCGAUAAAUUGUCUUCUAUUUUAUAACGAGAAAAGCGAAACAGUACGCUCACCGACGACGGUUCAACAUCGCAAUACGCGCGCUUGCAUCGUUGAACGCCCCUUGUGCAUGCUUCCGAACGAAUGUCCUGUUUCGCUCCGUCUGCCAAUCGAGGAACGCUUCAGCACGAUUUCAUUGAGAAAGCAUUUAGAAAUUGGUGGAGACGCGUACGCAAAACAAUUCAUUCACGUUUACGUAUUUCGGGUAAAAGAGGACGUUAAUUUCCGUUUUAACGUCUAGGAACGUUGAACGACGUUUUUAUUCUAAUCGAACGCCUCUUUUAUCCGUGCUGUGGUCGACCAAGACUUCGGUUGAAAUUCUCCGUGCUCGUUUAACAUUUCCCAGUGAUCACGCGACCACCGCUGACGAUCUUCACCACCGACGAUGGCAAUCGUGUUGAAUCUGUAUAGUACGCGACCAAAGUCGUUACAAGUUAUACAUACAUUGUUGCGAAGGAAAGGAACAAAAUAGCAGCAAUAUAAGGACACGAACAAUUUCCCGGUACCUACCUAUGACUCUCACGCUGUCCUUAUCGCUAACCUAGCGAUCGUUUAAGUGCGAAAUUGUAUAAUACGAUGUAUGUUACCAAAUGAAGAGAAUCAUUAAGAGCAGACGCAAGGUAUGACAGGUUGUACAAUAAUAUCGAAUUAAUGAUUGUACGACGGUGAUCGGUUUCUUUAACAGAUUUCGAGGAGGGAUUUCAUCGCGUAUUAUGAUUAUACAUACCGAUAUAAAUAAAUAAAUAUACAUAUAUACAUACAUAGAGUAACGGGAAUGACAAUUUACGUAGGUGUGAUUCGCUGCUUGGCGUUAGAUUAGUUAGGAUGAAAUUAACGGACGUUAACAGUAAAAUAUGUAUAGCUUGAUGUACGAGAGUUUCCCCCGUUUCCUUCUGAGCACGAGGCGCGUGCGGUAUCGAAAGCUCGUUGUUUUUGUUCAGCCCUUUUUCCUCCGGUGUCGAGAACCAAAGAGUACUGGGACCCAAACCUUGAAACCUUGCGUUUUAGAACUAAUUAAUUGCGCGUCACGUAGACCGGAUUGAUCUAACAUCUUGGAGCAUCAAUUACAGGCAUAGAGCGAGUUUCUUUCGAAUUGAUUGCUUUCUUCGAAAUCGUCUCGUGACAAGAUCUGGUCAUCGCGAGGAGCAUUCCUGAUGCUGAGAUGCGAGUUUGGUUACGAGAGAUAUAAAUGAUUUUUGUAACUUGAAAAUAUCGGGAAAUGUUUAUGAAUAUACACGAAGAAGGAAUGAAGGGAUUUGAAAAGAACACCAAGUUAUAAUUAUGUAAAUUGUCACGUGUCUGACACGUAUCCAUUGUAAAUAUUGAAAUGUAAUCGGGGGGUUUUACACAUUUUUAGACCGAUGCGUCUACGUUUAAAAACGAAAACGAGUCUCGGAAAGUGCUUAAUGGAACCUUCCAACGGAUUACUUCGAACGGAUUCUAAUCCAUUGGAAACAAUCUCUGUAAUAAAUGAAUAAAAUCGGGGUAUCGUCUUACGGAUCGAUAUAUAAAUUAGGGAUACUGGUCGUAGCGUUGUUAGGAUUAUUUAUCUCUGCAUGCUUAGUCGAUCGCUCGAUGUUGUACAUACAUUCGUGUACCGAGCAUUAUUAAGGGUAUAUAAUUAUCGAUUAAACAAACAAAUGCAUAUAGACGCUCGCGAUGCAUGGAGAUCAUUUUUAGAAUUUGUUGGAUGAUGAUCCAUCGCGCGGAGAGAACGUGUGAUUUAAAAAAAAAAAAAUAAAAUAAAACUGACUGGAGCAUUAAGAUACGAUUGAAGGCAAGAGAGUGUUCUGCCAUGCUUUUAGACAAUACUCUGAAUAAUAAUGAACGGAUCAACGACGUUCUAGUAUUAAUGUUGGCUAAAUAGAAUUUAAAUUUGCUAUAAAGGAGAGAGAGACGCGCACCCUUUAGAGAGAAUAUUGGUAACGAGUUUUGCUCAUCUCGCGGGACUUUGAGAGCUAAAAAUAUUUCUUACGCUAUUAAAUUUAAAGCUCGUACGACGGUAUUUCCGAUUAUCGAUCAUUUUUUUCACACGACGAAUAAACAACGGUGUCACGCAAUCAAAAAACUAUAAACAUUUUUCUAUAUACGGUUUUUACUCAUUCUCAUUGCACUUUGUAUCUCCGCAGCUGAGAGGAAAUACCGUGAGGAGACAGAGAGAGAUAUUACGGCAAGAAUCAUUCCUAAAUAAAUAAAAAAAAAAGACUAUUCGCCUUGUGCUCCAGUCAAUCGAUGUACGACCAGAUGAGGCAUAAAAAAAGUAGAAAUAAUACAGUAGAGAUAACGAGUCGAACAAAUAAACAGAAUUGAUGUUUAGACGCUGCCUCCGUUAUGUGCCCUGCUGCAGAAAGAAAUAAGAUAACACACCCAUGUACCCACCUCCCGAGAUCGGUAUAUCAUAUUAAAAAUAAAUUCACAUUCAAAUAAGA
This is a messenger RNA of Ceratina calcarata, 5949 nucleotides long. RefSeq names its product SR splicing factor protein kinase (gene SRPK). Gene Ontology annotation, molecular function: protein serine/threonine kinase activity; ATP binding. The transcript has 6 exons. The coding region runs from base 335 to 2227 and encodes 630 amino acids. Lineage: Eukaryota; Metazoa; Arthropoda; Insecta; Hymenoptera; Apidae. Gene Ontology annotation, cellular component: nucleus; cytoplasm. The record is from RefSeq and is a predicted model, not a curated record. Gene Ontology annotation, biological process: peptidyl-serine phosphorylation; regulation of mRNA processing; spliceosomal complex assembly.